AUGGGGAAGAAGUCCAGACGCCAGGGACCUGUCAAACUAGCAGGAUCCCAGGAUAUUAGAGAUCUCCUGCUCCGGCCGUCCAGGGCCAAUGGCACCUUCGCGCCAAAAGAAAAUGGCGACUCACUCUCAGCCUCCUCCGAAGAACGGAUUAUGGACAACGAGCUGCCGUCUACUAAGGGCGACAUCAAAACACUUCUCCGCAAUAUCCGACAGCUAUUUGCGGCAGACAUUGCGAUUGUGUGCGAAGAAAUACAUACAGUGGAGGGAC
Molecule: messenger RNA, 268 nt
Organism: Pelobates cultripes (western spadefoot toad)
Lineage: Eukaryota; Metazoa; Chordata; Amphibia; Anura; Pelobatidae
Source: the annotation of a GenBank genome assembly